GUAACAGAAUGCGGCAUAAAAUAAGUUAAGAAACGUUAUUGUUCAACAAACAAAUCACUAAUGUUUACGUAUUGCUAUAAGUGUGCCACUCAAAUGUUGUUGACUGAAUAGACGUAAAGAAUAUAAAUAUCAUUACUGUGGUUCACUGUACCCACCCGAUGAAAAUGCUGUAUGACAGAGUAUUUCACCUUUUAUUCCUAUUAAGUACACUGUGCUUAUCAGUCUGCAUAGCCGAAAGCCGAAAUUCAUGGCCUAGCAUUCAAUCAUUAAUAGACUUCUUAAACAAGUUAGAACAAUACUUAAGUCGUAAGCAUAUUUUGUGAGAUUUGAUACAUGUUGAAUUGAGCUUAUUUGAGUGCUAUCUUACUACUUAACAAAUUAUGAUGAGAACUCCGAGUCGGAUCAAGUAGUUAGAAAGACCCUAAUACGAGUAUUUGUAUGCAUUUGAUCACUUCACUCAAAAUGUAGUAAAAAAAACCCAGUUCUUUUCAGUUGAAUAUCACCCAUAUAAAUAAUCUGAUGCUAUUUAGUUAGGUUGUUGACUGCCAAAGUUCCAGGUGAUGAGGAAAGAUAACAGAUUUCUAGAAAUCUCAUACUCAAGACCUUGAAUUCCCUUAAAAAGUAUUAGAUCCAAGACCCAUAAUGUGAAUUGAUAAUAAGGCUUACCACUCAUUUGUCUUGUAUAGCAGCUAGUAUUUAUGCAGUUAGAUGUAAGGAAAUCAUUUAAAUGAAGAAUGAUGAGCAGAGUUAAUGAGACGUGUUUUCUUAUUAGGGCAUGUUGUUGAUGUCUGCUCAAUAAAUCUCUUUUGUCUGUCAGAUCGCAGUGACAAAUUGCUAACUUGUACGAUGAACAUGAAAAGUUCCAUAAAAAAAGUUUAGUGUUUAUAUGACCAGCUUUUCAAUACUCCUCAUACUAAUUCUAAUUGGUAAGAGGUGCGGGAUGAAAUACUUAACGGCAAGGUUCUGCUGAUGAAUUUUAUCAAUUUAUGCACUGUUUUUUGUCAAAAUAAGCAGGAUAACCAAGUUGUUUUAAAGUGAAUCCACUCAAUCAAUGACACACAGCUAACUUGUACGAAGAACAUGAAAAGUUUGAUGUAAAAGCUCAUGGUGUAUAUUACCAGCUUUUCAUCAAUUCUCAUACUAAUUCCAAUGCAAAAAAAGUGCGGGAUAGGGUACUUAACAUCAAAUUUCUAGCAGUGAAUCUUACCUAUUUAUCCGCCAUAUCGAUUAAAUUCGCUGAAUCAUUGAGGUGGUCUUGUACUUCAUAGCUUUAUUACACAAACCCAGGAAGUAAUGCAAAUGCUCUACGGCUAGAGCGAAAUUAUCGAAACGCUUUAUAUUGUUCUUUUCUUGUAUUUAACUGACAUGCAAGUGGUUUACGGAAAAAACAAUAAAUGCAGACGCUGAUGCUGAUAAUGUGAAUUGUCUGUUGGCCAAAUACCUUGUCAAAAAUAUUAUUUGAGUGGUAUUAACUACGUUCAUCGCAACAAAACAGUGCCAUUUUCACAACUGCUUAGCUGAUUAACAAUCCCGUAAUUCUACUACUUGAUAGAAUAUCAGGAAUUAGAGGGAAUAAACUUACAUUCCAUUAGUUUUAGUGAAAUGAUGUUCAGUGUCUGAAAAUGUUCAAUCGAGGCUGCAUAGCACAAUCUAUGUGUGUCGUUGUAAAUUUAAAUAAAAAAACGUCAUGUUUCAUUUUCUUUUGAUGGGUUAAGAAAACAAUUAUUUAUUUAUUACUAUUAUUUAUUUUUUCCCUUGGGUUCCUAGUGAAAAAAAUACGGCUUCAGUAGAACGCCCCCAUUACACUCUCUUCUCUGCAGUCUUUCCAACCUCGCUCCACCACUGCCAACAAGCUUUCAUUUCUUCCUCACUCGACCUCCUCCAUGUUACCCUCGCCUCAGAUGCCCAACUAGUCGUUUCCUCUUCGGAUUCCUGUCGACGGCCUGACCUGGCCUGAAGAGUGAGGUCCCCAAUCGGUCUUCGCAGCCUAUGCCCAACCAGUCCAUCUUCAGCGUCAGUAUCGAAUGAGUGCAGGUGGGAGCUGUUGAUGAAUGUGUGUGUAGUUUGUUGGAAGUGCUUUGCGUGACACACCGAGUUUCUUAACCAUCACAUAGAAGCACUGACUUAACUGACAUUGGUGUUGAGAAUCGGGAUGUUGUUCAGGCUUUGUGCUGAGUGGAGUGGAGUAGAUCUCCACACUGAUUUCAGAUUGGUGCAGGAAGGCCUGUCUUGCUGUCUUUCCGAUCCUGAUUUUGACAUUCUCGUCUGUGCCGCCGCCUGUAGUUGGAGCGAUGCUGCCUAGGUAGGUGGUAGGUGAAGGAGACAACUUCUUUUAAGUUUCUCCCGUUGAUGUUGAUUGGUGCUUGUUGUUGAUGUUGUUGUUUGGGUAUCUUCAUCACCUUCAUCUUCUCUACAUUCACUUGAAGUCCGGUUUUCGCUGCCUCUUCUGUCGACUUGUUAGUUUUUGCCUGUAUUUUUUCCAGUUUGUGCGAUAUUAGACAUAAAUCAUCAUCGGCGAAACCCAAAUCUACUAAGGUCUUUUCAUCGGUACAGCGUAUGCUCCUCUUUUUGAGCCCAGUAAAUAAAAAUUUUUGCCAUUUUAGUGUUCCAGAACUUAACCAGUGGUAAUAAUACUUUUCUUUCAUUUCUCAAAAAAUGAAACCAAGCCAUCAAGAAACUUCAACUAAAUGGUGUUCAUCUCAUUAUGUAUGGCAGUAGUAAUUACUUAAACAAACAAUCAUCCAGUUGGUGUUCCUAUCAUUAAACGUUUUUGUCACACACAAAUACAUGUCACUUGAAAUGA
Molecule: messenger RNA, 2803 nt
Organism: Heterobilharzia americana
Lineage: Eukaryota; Metazoa; Platyhelminthes; Trematoda; Strigeidida; Schistosomatidae
Source: the annotation of a GenBank genome assembly